This is a messenger RNA of Aureobasidium namibiae CBS 147.97, 1407 nucleotides long. RefSeq names its product glutaminase. The record is from RefSeq and is a predicted model, not a curated record. The coding region runs from base 1 to 1407 and encodes 468 amino acids. Gene Ontology annotation, biological process: L-glutamine catabolic process. The transcript has a single exon. Gene Ontology annotation, molecular function: glutaminase activity. NCBI's taxonomy places the organism in Eukaryota, Fungi, Ascomycota, Dothideomycetes, Dothideales, Saccotheciaceae.
AUGAAGUCACCUAUCCCAGAUUACCUCGCCCAUGUCCUUGAGAAGGCACGACCAAACGAGGGAGGGGCCGCCGCCGACUACAUCGAGACCCUAGCCAAAGCAGACACGUCCAAAAUGGCUGUCGCUCUGGCUAUGGUCGACGGCAACUUCUACUCUGCAGGCGACGACAACAUCGAGUUCUCCAUCCAGUCCAUCUCCAAGUCCUUCGUCUACGCCAUCGCCAUCGAGGAUGCUGGUCUCGAACAAGUACUGAAGAAGAUUGGAGUUGAGCCUUCUGGCGAUAGAUUCAACCAACUGUCCCUCGAGCGCAGCACCAACCGACCUAUGAAUCCUAUGAUCAACGCUGGUGCCAUCACCGCUCACUCACUUGUCGUCUCGCCCACCGCAAACCUCCAAGAACGAACCGAUCGCAUUCUGAAGGUGCUCUCUAAGCUGGCUGGACGAGAGUUGCAUGUCGACGAGGAGGUCUACAAGGCCGAGCUGAAAGAUGCCGACCGUAACAUGGCUAUUGGAUACAUGCUCAAGGCUACUGGCAUCAUCACUUGCGACCCAAGAGAGGCAGUCAAAGGUUACAUUCGGCAAUGUGCCAUCAACGUCAACGUCAAGGACCUGGCCAUGAUGUCUGCCGUGCUCUCCAAUGGUGGCGUCCACCCGGUCACAGGAGAACAAAUCAUCCCACACACAAGUGUUCGUCAGGUCUUGUCUGUCAUGACUACCUGCGGCAUGUACGACGCAGCUGGUGAUUGGGUCUCCAACGUCGGCUUUCCAGCAAAGAGUGGUGUCGCUGGGGCUAUCAUGGGCAGUCUCCCUGGUCAAGUCGGCCUUGCUACCUUCUCUCCCAAGAUCGACGAACGAGGCAACAGCGUGCGCGGCGUGGCUAUGUGUGAACAACUUUCGCGUGACAUGGGUCUGCAUAUGAUGGACGUCAGCCAUGUCGCGAGAUCGACUGUUCAAACAACUGUAUCCACCCUAGUCGCUAGCGAUGACGAAAAGCACGGUCUACACAACCACAACUGCGGCCGCAAAGUCGUAAUCUUCAAGCUAAGAGGUGCUGUACGCUUCCCCGGUGCCGAACGCUUGACAAGAGCUCUAGCCUACGAGCUUGGUAAUCCCGACCCAUCUGACCCUGGAUCUGGAAGCCAUGCUGAUGCUUGCGCUAUCGUCUUCUCCUUCCGCGAGGUCUUCUCUCUGAACUUUAUUGCGCGACGACUGAUCCACGAAAACAUCACACGACUGUUGAGCGAGCGAAGAGUUUUGGCCAUUAUAGACCCCACAGGUGUGCUCGAGUGGGAUCGUGCCAAAGCAAAGGGCGAUAGACAUCCCAAGGUUGUCAACGAUGAUACAGAAGCACGAGACUACAUUGGAGGCACUGGAUGUCAAGCUGUCUCUGAGGAUCCGGAAUGGUAG